AAGAAGAGCUGUCAAGUCCAGUCUCCUCAUCGCUCCGUGUCUCCCGUUUUAUUCAGAAAGAAGCCAAAGGUGGAUUUUAAGUGAAACCUAAAAGUUGUAUCUGGUGAAGAUCACCUGAUUCCAGCAAACAUGGGUAGAAGACACACCUGUGACCACUGUGGGAAGGCUUUCGCCAAAAUAAAAGGUCUUACGCAACACCUACUCAUCCACAGUGGAGAAAGACCAUAUGAGUGUGACCAGUGUGGGAAGACUUUCCUCCGCAGUAAUAACCUUAAGCUACACCUACGUAUCCACACUGGAGAAAGACCAUAUGAGUGUGACCAGUGUGGGAAGACUUUCACCAGAAAGGGUAGCCUUAAGACACAUGUACGCAAUCACAGUGGAGAAAGACCACAUGAGUGUGACGAGUGUGGGAAGACUUUCACUCAUGUGCAUGUUCUGAAGACACACUUGCGCGUCCAUAGUGGAGAAAGACCAUAUGACUGUUACCACUGUGGGAAGGCUUUUACCCAAAUGAAUGGUCUUAAGACACACCUACGCACCCACACUGGAGAAAGACCAUUUGACUGUUACCACUGUGGAAAGAGUUUCACCAGAAUGAGUGUCCUUCAGAAUCAUCUACGCAUCCAUAGUGGAGAAAGACCAUAUGAGUGUGACCAGUGUGGGAAAACUUUCAACCAAAUAGAAAACCUGAAAACACACCAACGCAUCCACACUGGAGAAAGACCAUAUGAGUGUGACCAGUGCGGCAAGGCCUUCACCAGAAAGGAGGAGCUUAAAAUCCACAUGCGUAUCCACAGAGAAGAAAGACCAUUUGAGUGUGACCAGUGUGGGAAGACUUUCACCCAAAUGAAUAACCUUAAGACACAUCUACGCAUCCACACUGGAGAAAGACCAUAUGAUUGUGACCAGUGUGGAAAGACUUUGACUGACAUGAGAAACCUUAAGACACACCUACGCAUCCACACCGGAGAAAGACCAUAUAAGUGUGACCAGUGUGGGAAGACUUUCACCGACAUGAGUAGCCAAAAGAGACACCAACGCAGCCACACUGGAGGAAGACCAUGUGAGUGUGACCAGUGUGGGAAGAUUUUCACCAGAAUGGAUAACCUUAAGGCACACCUACGCGUCCAUAAUGGAGAAAGACCAUAUAGCUGUGACCAGUGUGGGAGGACUUUCGCCCAAAUUAAUAACCUUAAGACACACCUACAUAUCCACAGUGGAGAAAGACCACAUGAGUGUGACCAGUGUGGGAAGACUUUCACUAGAAUGAAUAACCUUAAGACACACCUACGCAUCCACAGCGGAGAAAGACCACAUGAGUGUGACCAGUGUGGGAAGACUUUCACCCAAAUUAAUAACCUUAAGACACACCUACGCAUCCACAGUGGAGAAAGACCAUAUGAGUGUGAACAGUGUGGGAAGACUUUCACCCAAAUAAAUCACCUUAAGGCACACCUACACAUCCACAGAGGAGAACAUCCAUAUCACUGUGACCUCUGUGGGAAGGCUUUCACCCAAAUGAAUAACCUUAAAACACAUCUACGCAUCCACAGCGGAGAAAGACCAUAUGAGUGUGACCAGUGUGGGAAGACUUUCACCACAAUGACUCACCUUAAGACACACCUACGCAUCCACAGCGGAGAAAGACCAUAUGAGUGUGACGAGUGUGGGAAGACUUUCACCCAUCAGUCUAGCCUUCACACACACCUCCGCAUCCACAGUGGAGAUAAAUCACAUGAGUGUGACCAGUGUGGGAAGACUUUCGCCCAUAACUCUAACCUUACCAGACACCUCCGCAUCCACAGAGGAGAUAAACCAUAUGAGUGUGACCAGUGUGCGAAGACUUUCACCUAUCGCUCUAGCCUUCACACACAUCUACGCAUCCACAGAGGACAUAAACCAUAUGAGUGUGACCGGUGUGGGAAGACUUUCACCUAUCGCUCUAGCCUAAAAGCACACCUGCGUGUCCACAGUGAAGUUAAACAAUAUUACUGUGACCAGUGUGGGAAGACUUUCGCCCAUCGCUCUAGCCUUGACGCACACCUAUGCACCCACAGAGGAGAUAAAGCAUAUGAGUGUGACCAGUGUGGGAAGACUUUCACCGAUCACUCUAACCUUAAGAGGCACCUACGCAUUCACACUGGAGAUAAAGCAUAUGAGUGUGACCAGUGUGGGAAGACUUUCACCCAUCACUCUAGCCUUAGCAGACACCUACGCAUCCACAGUGGAGAUAAACCGUAUGAGUGUGACGAGUGUGGGAAGACUUUCACCCAACACUCUCACCUUAACAGACACCUACGCGUCCACAGUGGAGAUAAACCUUAUGAGUGUGACCAGUGUGGGAAGACUUUCACCCAGCACUCUCACCUUAACACACACCUGCGCAUCCACAGAGGAGAUAAACCAUAUGAGUGUGACCAGUGUGGGAAGACUUUCACCCAGCACUCUCACCUUAACAUACACCUACGCCUCCACAGGGCAUCCACAGAGGAGAAUGAGACAAAAAGUACCUCGGCAUCAUGAAAAGAAGAAACCUGGUGUCUGAACCAGCACCCUCGACUUCUUUUGACAAGAACAUCAAACUUAAAACUGUCCAGAUCUGUCUCAAUAGAGUCCAGAUGUGAAGACAAACACCAGACUGACAGCUGUGUUUUGUUUUUGUCUAAUUCUAAAGUGGACCUGAAACUCUUGAUAAAAGUUUUUACCAUAAUCACCUUUCCUUGCCACUGUCACCAGUCAUAAAUGUUUGCUCCUGGAGGAUUCUGUUGGGUUUCUGUAAACUGGCUUAAAAUUUGAUUUGAUCUAUCUCCUCUUUAUGUGAAGCACUUUGUAACAUGUUGUUUUAAAAAGUGCUAUGUAAAUAAAGCUUUACUUACUUACUUACCUUUUAACAGCAUCCAGAUUAUUUGUUCAGUUACUUAUUAAUGUGUUUGUACAGUUACCAGUUCAGGUUAUAUGUUGUGUAGAGUUCUCAUCCUGCUGUUGCACCAUAGACUGUCAACAACAUGAAUGAUGAGGACAUAAAUAUUGGGACACAUAUCUUCAGCUGUAAGAUGCUCUGUUCAUGAUAAUUUGGCAAAUAAACAGUAUUUCUUUCAGUUUAAUGGGACAUUUUUUCAUCCUCAGUGACGUGAAGAAAGUGGAUGGUUAGUUUUGGUAGA
Molecule: messenger RNA, 3164 nt
Organism: Sphaeramia orbicularis (orbiculate cardinalfish)
Lineage: Eukaryota; Metazoa; Chordata; Actinopteri; Kurtiformes; Apogonidae
Product: zinc finger protein 658B-like
Exons: 4
Coding region: 130-2526 (798 amino acids)
Biological process (GO): regulation of transcription by RNA polymerase II
Cellular component (GO): nucleoplasm
Molecular function (GO): DNA-binding transcription repressor activity, RNA polymerase II-specific; RNA polymerase II cis-regulatory region sequence-specific DNA binding
Source: RefSeq, a predicted model, not a curated record